Messenger RNA from Camelina sativa (false flax), 526 nucleotides. Its product is annotated as S-protein homolog 5-like. NCBI's taxonomy places the organism in Eukaryota, Viridiplantae, Streptophyta, Magnoliopsida, Brassicales, Brassicaceae. The record is from RefSeq and is a predicted model, not a curated record.
AUGGCUUUCACUGAUAAACCUCAUCUUAUAUUAUUGUUUAUGAUGUCUUCUACUCUUAUUCUUUUUGUUUCGGUUUUAGAUUUAUCAAAUGCUUCGGCGGAAACCCCAUCUUCGGGCGCUGAUGGCUUUUUACCUCUAGCCGAAAAGCAUGUUGUAAUCCGUAAUAAAGUAAGAAACAAGCAAAUUUUGAAUGUUCAUUGCAAGUCUAAGAGCGAUGAUUUUGGGAUGAUCCAUAUUCCUUGGAAUGGUACAUGGGGUUUUAGAUUUCAUGUUAACCUUUGGAAAACUACGAAGUAUCAUUGUCAUUUUACAUGGUAUAAAGGUGGUUCUCACUAUUUUUAUAUAUUUAAAGCAUCGAGAGAUGAUAAAGAAUUUGGAGAUCCUCCAGUUUGCAAAGAAUGUAUUUGGGAUGUGGGGAGAAGCGUUGAAAACCCUGUUUGUCGCGUUCCUCGUGAUCCCAAAGAUGAUCCAUAUUGUUUCAAAUGGGAGGAUGGUCCUUAAAUAAAAAAAACUGUUAUCCCUAUAU